GACGACGUUUUGAUUACUCUUUCCGGCUUUCCUUCUCAUUUAUUUAUUUAAUUGGAGCAUUUAAAUUGCCAAAUUUAAAAUCCCCAAUCGACGAAAUCGGAAACAAUUCUUCAAGUUAACCGACCCUUUCCUUGAUCUCCACCCCAAGGAAUAUAUCUACUACCGCCAUUCCAUCAUCAACAAAGACAAUUUUAUUAUUAUAAAUUAUCUGAUAGACGAAGUUUCCGUAACACGUCUCGAUUGAGCUUAAUUCUUAGGUACAAGUUACAGAGCAAUGGGUUGGUUAUGGAAGGACAAGUCGGAGGACGCCGUUACGUCGCCAGACAAUGCCGUCACGUCACCGGAGAGUGAUGUUAGCACAGACCAAAACCCUAACACUAGUAAUCUCGAGUACCGUUCUAAAACCGUGUGGAAGAGUAAGUGCAGGACGGAGGAGGUUGAGCCUGGAAAGUUCGUCAUGAAAUGCGUGAACUCCAAAGACAUCACUAGCUAUCGCUGCGGAAGGCUUGUCAAGGUGAAUUCCAACGUAGAACAUACGGAAGAGGACGUAACUGAGCAGGUGCUGAAGGGUUCUUUGUCCACAGGACCAAGGCCAGUUCAAAUCAAUGAAAGUGAAUAUGUCUUCACUGGUCCUCUCUGCCGUUUGGUUGGAGCUGCCAAGGAGAUCAAGGAUCGCAUUUUUGGAUAGAUUUUUUUAAUCUGCCGUGGAAUAGGUUUUUUUUUUUUGUUUUGUAUAUUUUUUCUUUCCAAAGUUAAAGAAGUUGAUUAAAUUUGACUUGCAUGACACAUAAAUUUGAUGGUUGACUACUUACCAGUUGAUAUGCUGGAUUGUGAAUCUAUUUUUUUUAUUUGGAAGGUAUGCAAUUGUAGGAUUUUGAAA
Ziziphus jujuba (common jujube) is the source of this 880-nucleotide messenger RNA. RefSeq names its product fra a 1-associated protein. The coding region runs from base 275 to 688 and encodes 137 amino acids. The transcript is spliced from 2 exons. The record is from RefSeq and is a predicted model, not a curated record. Lineage: Eukaryota; Viridiplantae; Streptophyta; Magnoliopsida; Rosales; Rhamnaceae.